UCUAAACCAUUUCUACAGCAACCCAACCACCUCCUUUUGCUUAUUCCACUGCAAUUUCAGACUUUUGAAGGUCCUCUCUAGUCUCUGUCUCUCCACUAUUUCCCUGCAUAGGAUUGAAUCCAGAACUCAGAAGCAUGAGGAUAAUAGCAGUUGGGAUCUUAUUUCUCUGCUUCUCUAUCUUCUCUUCUUUGUCUUCUACUGUCUCUUACGCCAAAUUGCCUCCAAGAUUUCCUUCUUCUGUCGUUAGACCAGUGCAGCUCUCCCUUGCUACAAAACGUGGUACUAAGCUUUACAAAGCGAAGUAUUUCACCCAAAUACUAGACCAUUUCAACUUCAAUCCUAAGAGCUAUCAAACGUUUCAGCACAGAUAUCUAAUCAAUGACACCUAUUGGGGUGGCCCGAAGAAGAAUUCCCCAAUCUUUGUUUAUACAGGAAAUGAAGGAGACAUCGAAUGGUUUGCUCAAAACACCGGAUUCAUGUUCGACGUUGCACCAUACUUCAAAGCCCUUCUCGUUUUCGUUGAGCAUCGUUUUUAUGGGAAAUCCAUUCCUUUCGGUGGUGACAAAGACAUUGCUUACAGCAACGCGAGUACUGUUGGAUAUCUAACCUCGACGCAGGCCUUGGCGGAUUACGCCACUCUGAUAAUUGAUCUGAAGAAGAAUUUGACAGCGGUUGACUCCCCUGUGGUGGUUUUUGGAGGCUCCUAUGGAGGAAUGCUGGCAGCUUGGUUUAGAUUGAAGUAUCCGCAUAUCGCCAUUGGAGCUUUGGCUUCCUCUGCUCCAAUCCUCAACUUUGAGAACAUAACUUCCCCGUAUAGCUUCAACAACAUCAUCACUCAAGAUUUCAGGAGUGAAAGCGAAAAUUGUUACAAGGUGAUCAAGGGAUCAUGGGAACAAAUUGAAGACACUGGAAGCAGAUCUGGGGGACUUGAGCUACUUCGAAAAUCAUUCAGAAUAUGCAAAAACUAUAUUGAUGCAGACGCUUUGGAGAGUUGGCUUACAACAGCAUUUAUUUACACAGCCAUGACAGAUUACCCAACUCCUACUAACUUUUUAAAUCCCUUGCCAGCUUAUCCUGUCAAACAGAUGUGCAAGGCAAUCGAUGAUCCGACGGCUGGGAAUGAUACAUUUGCCAAGUUGUACGGUGCAGCUAACGUCUACUACAACCACACUGGAACUGCCACGUGUUUCAAUCUGGCUUACUCCCCAGAUCCUCAUGGCCUCGACUUGUGGAGCUGGCAGGCAUGUACAGAAAUGAUAAUGCCGACAGAUGGAAACAACCAGGACAGCAUAUUUCCAGAGUCCCAAUGGAGCUAUUCUCAGAGAGCAGCUGUCUGCAAAGGUUUCUAUGGCGUUGAUCCUAGACCCAACUGGAUUACUGCCGAGUUUGGUGGCCAUGAUAUUUCCAGGGUGUUGAAGAGGUUUGGGAGCAAUAUUAUCUUCUAUAAUGGGUUAAGAGAUCCCUGGAGUGGCGGAGGGGUAUUGAAGAAUAUAUCCAAAACCAUAGUUGCAAUCGUUGCUGAACAAGGGGCUCACCAUGUCGAUUUGAGGUUCGCAACUAGCCAAGACCCCAAAUGGCUUCAACAGGUGCGAGAAAGGGAAGUCAAGAUCAUUUCCAACUGGAUCUCUCAGUAUUAUCAGGACCUAGCCCAUCAUUCCUAACUAGGACUAUUGUUUUUUUUUCUUUUUUAUGUUACUAUUGCUGUUAUAUUUCUGUACUAUUUAACAAGAUUUGAACUUUUGUAUUUAACAAAUUGGGAGAAAGUGGCGAGAGAGAGAGGACAUGAUCAAAGAUUUCUAUGAUUCCAAAGCAAAGUUCAGGAACGUG
Molecule: messenger RNA, 1827 nt
Organism: Theobroma umbraticum
Lineage: Eukaryota; Viridiplantae; Streptophyta; Magnoliopsida; Malvales; Malvaceae
Biological process (GO): proteolysis
Molecular function (GO): dipeptidyl-peptidase activity; serine-type exopeptidase activity
Source: RefSeq, a predicted model, not a curated record